AUGUCCAGUUUGAUGAAUAUUUUGAUAACUUUUCCUUCACAUCCACUCCGGAUCCGUGGGAUCCCGAGCCCAGCAACAGAGACAAAUCCAGAGCCAACUCAGAAAGUACAAAAUGUAGAUUCUACCAGGUUCCCUGAAAUCUCAAGCGAAGAAAUUGAAGAGCUCAAGGCUGUUGUCAUCAAUAGAAAUACGUCCAACACGACAGAACAGUGGAUUAAUAUAUUCAAAAGUUGGUGCCAGUCCUGGCAUCCAGAAAAUGUAAACAUAGAAACAAUGGCGCCAGAAGAGCUUGACAACAUCCUGAGCAAGUUCUACGCCAAAGUAAAGAAAAGGUAUUUAAAGGAGAGGAAUUAUGCACUGAACAUGGUAUAAUAAAGGGAGUUUCACAACUCACAAGAAAUCCUCCCCACAAAGGCAAUUUCUCUUCAACAACAAGGAAAGGGGAAAAGAUGAAACAAAUUCCAGCCUCUCACCCCUCCUACCCCUCUGGGUAAAAGGUCAGCUUGGUGAUUUCAACAGAAAGAUCAAUGUUAACUUCAAAAAAAUUGACUGAGCAAGUUGGAUUUAGAGGUCGCCAGGAGUACUGAAGCCUACGUAGAGGACUUCAUCAUAAGACAACAAGAAGAGGGCAAGGAAGUUGUACAAUUCCAAGAAGGUCCCACUAAAACACGAAGUGGUGGUCUAACAAUAUUGCGAAGACCAACACUGCAAGCUAUGUAUUCCACCAAUGGUGGAAAAACCGAUCAAGUGCACCUCUUCAAGCUUUGGUUAUCCAAGAGACCCGACGGA
Molecule: messenger RNA, 789 nt
Organism: Porites evermanni
Lineage: Eukaryota; Metazoa; Cnidaria; Anthozoa; Scleractinia; Poritidae
Source: the annotation of a GenBank genome assembly